AUGUUAAGACAUUUAAAUAAAACUUGUGAAAAAAUUAGAGAAGAAGUUCAGAAUACCUUAAGUAAUAUUAAAAUAGCUCGUCAUUCAAAGAAGCGUCAAAAUGCUAGUUCACUAAAACAAAGUAAAAAUAAAAGUAUUUGGAUUAAUACAAGUUCAAGUGAAAAAGAUAAUGACAUUCAUCAAUCCAGUGCAAAUACUUCAAAAUAUAAAGUAGAAAAUAAUAAUUUAAUUCAUUGUCAAUUAUUACAAGCUCUUAUUUCUGCAAAUGUUCUAUUUUCUUUUAUAGAAAAUGAAGAAGUUCGAAAAUUAUUUAAAAUGGUGCAACCUUUAUAUACAUUACCAUCUCGAAGGUGGAUUAGUACUGAGAUUUUGGAUAAAGUAUAUGAUGAAGUAGAAUCUGAAGUUCAAAAGUUUGUUGAUGAUUCUAAAUUUUUAACAUUAUCAGGAGAUGGGUGGACCAACAUUACUAAACAUAGUUUAGUUAAUUUUAUCAUUACAAAUGAAAAACGGCAAAGCCAAAUUUGA
Molecule: messenger RNA, 525 nt
Organism: Racocetra fulgida
Lineage: Eukaryota; Fungi; Glomeromycota; Glomeromycetes; Diversisporales; Gigasporaceae
Source: the annotation of a GenBank genome assembly